AUGCGGUCACCGAGCACGUGGGAACUGGUGUGCAUGUGCGCGGCGCUGUUGAUCGGACUGACAGCGUGCAACCCGGCGCUGUCGACGCACGACGCCGACGGUGACGACGUUGACGAUGAGGAGGUGCAGGUGAUAGACCUGGACGAGUUGAGCGCAGCUGAGCUGCAGGGUCUGGCUCAGUUCUUCGGCGAUGACUCGCACCCGAUCGCGCCCAUACGGCAACUCCAGCGACUGCUGAACGAUCUCGAGGAAACGUUCGAGACGGACCUGGACCGGCACAUUAAGCUGUUCGACGAGGUCGAGAAGACGCUGGAGCGAGAGAACGCACGACUCAUCGACACGCCAGACGACUACAAGACGUUGACCCGAAACGUAGAGAAGCUCGGCGACAAGACGAUCGUCACCAACCGCACCGUCGUCAAGCAUACCCUGCACAACGGCAAGGGUCUCUCAAUACUCGAAGAGCAAGAGGUGACGCUGGACGAUAACAAGAGCAAAGACCUUCUGAGCCGGCUUACUCAUAGAACUCUCUACGACACCAACCUUCCCAAGCAGAAAGCGAAAUCCACGGCGGUUACUCCAAAUGCCAACAACGUCUCACAAAAUGUCGACAAAAGCAAUCCCUCUUCGACCGAGCUGAAGUUCGACGCGACAGGAAAGGGAGAGGAAACUGCUGACGGAGAGAACGUCGCGUCAACGUCAAGUCAGCGGUUACCAGCAGAGAAACAGUUCACAAUCGAGAAUGUGCCACGCAGCUGCAAUAACACACGUCACUAAUUGCACGUAAGCGGUGGAGGGGGUGGAGGGCUUGACGACGACGAUCAUUCACCUGUCUGCAUUGACGACGACGAUUCGCCCCCGUCAUCUAUUCAGCUUUUCACGAGAUUAAUCGUUUUAUAGCUGCUGUUUGUUAGUGUAUCGUUCUAAUCGCAUUUUUUACGUUCUCUCUAUAGGAGUGAUAAUCGCAAUUUAACCUUUAUGUAAGCGGUAAGGCGGUCUUCACAUAGUAUAGCGCCCGCGAAACUAACAUUUCUGUGAAACCGUUCUUCCCUCGGGGAAAGGGUUUCCUUUAAUGGCCGCUGCAUGGCGGAUGACGAUAAAUCGCCAAAGAAAGCUCGCCCUUCGGUUAUUACGUCGGGGCGCGAUAUUAGUUAAUCCCCCCUCCCUAACGCUAGUUAAUCCCCCCUUCCUAACGCUAGUUAAUCCCUUCCCUAACGCUAGUUAAUCCCUUCCCUAACGCUAGUUAAUCCCUCUUCCCUAACGCUAGUUAAUCCCCCCUCCCUAACGCUAGUUAAUCCCCCCUCCCUAACGCUAGUUAAUUCCCCCUCCCUAACGCUAGUUGACACGCGCUAGGAUGCGUUGGGCGGAGAGCAAUGUUCGGCGGCAAGCAUUCAACAUCACGAUUUACAUAUGCAUCGCUUCAUGGGUGUGACGUUGUUGCGUAAUGUUCGCGUGGCCACCAACGCUGCUUACAGCGACUCCUUGGUAUGCUUAUCUAUGGGUAGAAAUGCGCUGCUGUAACAAACUGUGAGCGCAACUAAUCCCUGUCGCACACUGUCGACCUAUACUGACCCAGAACUGAACUCUCAGAAAUGACAAUUCUGGCCAGUCAGUUGGAACACGUAAGUCACCUCAAUUUACACACAAUCAGGGGCCCGUUGUCAGAAACAAAAUUAGUCUUAACAUUAACAUUUUGUCUUAGACCGUCGACAGAAACGCUGCGAAGUUACCUCAAUGAAAAAUCGUAGCAGAUUUCCUCAUAGCAAUACCAAACAAAGUGGUGUCGACGGUCUACGAGAAGAUGUUAGUGUUAAGACUAAUGUUAAGACUGAUUUUGUUUCUGACAACGAGCUCCAGGUUCGGCUUUGGAGUGAAUUAACAGAACUAUAAUGACUAUAGUUGCCCAUCUUUUUUCGCGCAAUAGUUGUCUAUACAUACUAGCUUCUUGUACGUGUAGCGGUCGUGUGCACGCGUUGACAUGUUGCAGGUCUGUAUUUAUGUGCAAUUUUGACAUAUUUAGUGAUUUUUGAAUUUCAUUGUUCUUAAUUGGUUAUGGUGGAUUUCAGGCGUACUUCGUAUUGCGGGGAGUAUUUCGUAGAACGGAAAGUUAGCUUUAAGUCACAUUGCAAGGAGAAUGCGCAGACAGGAUAAAACGCAAUGCAAUAGGCAGAAUAUUUUGGAAAUUAAGGAAUAUACAGUUUGUGAGCGUUCAGCGGAUUGAAAUGACGAUUUUUAGACGGGAGCAACAAAAUUAUUUGUUCCCACAUAUUAUCCUAAUAAAGGUCAAACAAAAAGUGCUAAAUUCGCCAACAACUGGCAUGACUACAAGUCUUUAUAUAAUGGAAAUAUUGGCAAAAUAAACGAACUUGGCUUCAUUUAA
Priapulus caudatus is the source of this 2380-nucleotide messenger RNA. RefSeq lists its product as uncharacterized. NCBI's taxonomy places the organism in Eukaryota, Metazoa, Priapulida, Priapulimorpha, Priapulimorphida, Priapulidae. Bases 1 to 777 code for a protein of 258 amino acids. The record is from RefSeq and is a predicted model, not a curated record. The transcript has 4 exons.